AUGGCACUCGGCGAUCCGGCUAAGCCUGUGCAUGUGCUGUUCGUCGGAGCAGGCGCCGUGGGUUGCUUCUACGCAUCGCGGCUUCACCAUCCGUCUCACAACAUCUACACGUCCUUGACAGCACGGUCUAAUUAUUCCGUCAUUGCCACCUCAGGGGUCACUCUGCAGACUCACACAUUCGGCAACUACACCUUUCACCCCCAUGCUGUCUUCCCCUCCGUCAGCGCCGCCACGCUCAGUUCUGCGGCCGGCUCCUCUGAAACCCAGGCACCAAAGGACGGCUGGGACUACAUCGUCGUAACGACCAAAGCGCUCCCCGACCGCAGCGACGAAUCCUCUCUCAUCGCCCCCCUCGUCUCCCCGAAAACCUGCAUAGUCCUAAUCCAAAACGGCGUCGGCGUCGAAGGCCCCUACCGCCAACGCUUCCCGCACCAUCCCAUCGUGAGCGCCGUCACCAUCGUCAGCGCUGAGCAAACCCAACCCGGCACCAUCCGGCAGAACCGCUGGACGCGCAUGAGUCUCGGCCCGUACGGCACAGGACUCACCGGGAAUGGCUCCAAUCCGACCAAGGAAGUUGAAGAAGUGCUGAGGCGAGGAGAUGAGUGUAUGAAGGCCCUGACGCACUGGUGGACCACCCACGGCGGCAUCCGCGACGUCGAGCCGCACACAGAAAUCGAACUCCAGACGAUCCGGUGGCAUAAGCUGUGCAUCAACGCGGCCUUCAACCCGUCCUCCGUCAUGUCUGGCGGGCGAGGCAACGCAGACCAGCUGUCUGACCCGGAACUACGAGAGCACAUCCUGGGCAUCAUGCACGAGAUCUGGGACGCGGCGCCCAAGGUACUGGGCGCGCCGCUGCCGGAGGGGUUGGCAACGCCCGAGAAGAUUGUCAAGAGUACGGAGAGAAACACAGGGGCGAAGCCGAGUAUGUUGCUUGAUUGGGAAGCGGGGAGGCCUAUGGAGUUGGAGGUAAUCCUGGGGAAUCCGGUGAGGAUUGCUAGGAGGCUGGGGGUAGAGAUGCCGCGGUUGCAGAGCUUGUAUGCGCUCUUGAGGAGUAUGCAGAGGGUGAGAGAGGAGAGAGGGGAGAAGGGGAAGCUGUGA
Pseudomassariella vexata is the source of this 1098-nucleotide messenger RNA. Its product is annotated as 2-dehydropantoate 2-reductase. Gene Ontology annotation, biological process: pantothenate biosynthetic process. Bases 1 to 1098 code for a protein of 365 amino acids. The record is from RefSeq and is a predicted model, not a curated record. Gene Ontology annotation, cellular component: cytoplasm. Lineage: Eukaryota; Fungi; Ascomycota; Sordariomycetes; Amphisphaeriales; Pseudomassariaceae. The transcript has 3 exons. Gene Ontology annotation, molecular function: 2-dehydropantoate 2-reductase activity.